Molecule: messenger RNA, 957 nt
Organism: Punctularia strigosozonata HHB-11173 SS5
Lineage: Eukaryota; Fungi; Basidiomycota; Agaricomycetes; Corticiales; Punctulariaceae
Product: mitochondrial carrier
Exons: 6
Coding region: 1-957 (318 amino acids)
Biological process (GO): transmembrane transport; fumarate transport; succinate transport
Source: RefSeq, a predicted model, not a curated record
AUGUCGCGAUCGACAGACAAGAAGCCAGUCGGGUUCGCUACCCAUAUAACUGCCGGAGGUAUCGCCGGCGCGAUGGAGGCGCUAUGCUGCCAACCUUUGGACACCAUCAAAGUGCGGAUGCAGCUUUCGCGCUCCGGACGCUUACCGGGGACAAAGCCCAGAGGAUUCCUCGAAACAGGCGCGAUGAUAGUGCGGCGAGAGACCCCGCUUGCCCUAUACAAAGGUCUCGGUGCGGUGCUCUCCGGAAUCGUCCCGAAGAUGGCAAUUCGCUUCGCCAGUUUUGAAAAAUAUAAGGCCUGGCUAUCGAACAAGGAAACCGGCAAAGCUGGUGUCGGUGGAGUCUUCAUUGCUGGUCUGGGAGCCGGUACAACCGAAGCUGUCGUAGUCGUGACGCCUAUGGAAGUGGUCAAGAUCCGCCUUCAGGCGCAACAACAUUCCCUUGCGGACCCUCUCGAGACGCCCCGGUAUCGUAAUGCAGGACAUGCUGUAUAUACCAUCGUCCGCGAAGAGGGUUUCUCCGCAUUGUACCGUGGUGUCAGUCUCACGGCCCUCCGUCAGGCAACGAAUCAAGGCGCCAACUUCACUGUCUAUCAGGAGCUCAAGAAGCAGGCCCACAAACUACAACCUUCUCUUACCGAAUUGCCCUCUUACCAGGUGAUGGCCAUUGGACUCAUCAGCGGCGCUUGCGGGCCGUUCUCGAACGCGCCGAUAGACACCAUCAAGACCCGUCUGCAAAAAUCAACUGCAGAGCCAGGCACAUCGGCAUGGUCACGUAUCAAUACCAUCGCCACGGCGAUGUGGCGCGAAGAGGGAUUCCGAUCGUUUUACAAAGGUAUAACCCCCCGUGUCCUUCGCGUUGCACCCGGACAGGCAGUGGUAUUCGCCGUAUACGAACGAGUACGCAGGGUCAUCGAGAGCAUCAGCUCCGAGGACAUGGACGACGGCUAUUCAGAAUAA